Molecule: messenger RNA, 1767 nt
Organism: Chelmon rostratus (copperband butterflyfish)
Lineage: Eukaryota; Metazoa; Chordata; Actinopteri; Chaetodontiformes; Chaetodontidae
Product: membrane-spanning 4-domains subfamily A member 4A-like
Exons: 7
Coding region: 144-938 (264 amino acids)
Cellular component (GO): membrane
Source: RefSeq, a predicted model, not a curated record
GAGACGUGAAGGCAACACAUGCAGCUGGAAGGGAUCGACCGAAAAACUGGAUCAAGUUCAGGUCAGAGUCUCUGAGACCCCACCUGAAAACUACCAGUUACUGCAGAAUUCCCUCUGAGCUCCUGUGACCUCUGACCUCUGCCAUGACGUCCAUCACAAAAAUCGGUGGAGUGGUGGUCGUCACUCAGGUCAUUCCUCAGGAUGAAGCCUCCAUCCCGCUUCGGACGCCUGCCAGCACACAGGUCCCGCCCACUGCCGUGCAUGCCACGCCCACAACGACGCAGCCCACCACCAAGGUGGACGACAUGACUGCCGCCUUCCUGCGGGGGGAGCCACGGAGCCUCGGGGUGGUUCAGAUCUUCAUCGGCCUGCUGUGUAUUCUCUUCAGCCUGACGGCCGUCUACUCACCGCUGCUGAUGGUCCACGCUCCGUUCGGCCUCGCCGCCUCCUUCGUCGUCUCCGGCUCUCUGGCUGUGGCGGCGGCGAGACGGACUUCGAUCGGCCUGGUCUGGGCGUGUCUGCUGUGGAACGUGAUCUCCGUCCUGCUCGGCGUGGCGGGCGCGGCCUACCUGUGCCGGCUGCUGGCCGAUCGCAGCUUCUCCGAACGGUUCUGCGAUGCUGAGACCUGGGGGGGGGUCGUGCCUACGGAGAAAGAGAGGACUACGUGCAUGAAUGACAUGUGGAUACUGAAUGUGUCGGUGUACGGACCUCUCGGGGUGCUCCUGGUUCUGCACGUCCUGCAGGUUUGUGUCGGCAUCACCGUCUGUGUGUUCUCUGGAAAAGCCAUCGGACGCCGCGACCGCUACACCCCCAUCACGGUGGAGGUGGACGACAGCAGCGCUCUGCUCGGCGCCGCAGCGUCGACUCAUGGCAGCGACGUCGCCCUGCUGGACGGCGAUGGAGAGGAAACCCGCACAUCGCCUCCAAACUCACCGUGAGAGGGGAGGACAAGUCCGCUGAAUACCACUAGUAAUACUACAGUAAUACUACGAGCAGAGUACUAUAAUACUGUGCCUGUCGCUAUAAUCCUUCAUCGUCUUUCCGACAGUUUCUCUCUCGCUGCUUUUCAUUAGUUGAGAUUUGCUGCUGCGUCGCUUUGACGGGUCAAACUGAUGAUGUCACGCUGCCUUCAGGGUCAUUUAGGGCUCAGUCUGCUGCAGCUGUGCUUGUGUUUAAACACACACUCUACUGAAUUAGUGAUUGUAAAGCAUCGUGUCAGGGCGAGCUGAGGUACGGCGACGCCAGGAAUCAGAACCAAGUAGAAAAGAUUUUAAUGCUGAUUCACCAGAAGACGCUGAAAGUAAAGUGAAGGCAGGCCGCGUUAAAACGAAGCUUUCUGAAGGGAGUCUGGUGACCCUGCAUCACAAAGCAUCCCUGCAUCCCUGAUGUCUCUCACUCGUCUUCAGUCUCGCAGCGAUCGCUCACCGCUGAGGACGGCUAACGGCAGCAGCUAACAGCUGACUCAGCAGACCGGUACUGGUGGGGGGGGACAGAAGUCUCACUUCAUUUUACUGUUGCUGACUCUUUGAUUCUCUGUUUUCAUGUGUGUGCACUUUACCAGAAAACCAAAACACAAGAAACAACCCCACCAAACGAAAGAAAAACAGCCGAUGACGCUUGUUACCAGGUGAAAAUAUGGAAAUAUGAUCCAAAAAAGAUGUGAUUGGUACGAAAGUUGUUCUGCGAAGCUUCUGUUUGUAUUCUUUCUGAAUGCUUUUCUGUCUGGUUGAACUUCAGUCACUCAAUAAAAUGAAGAUUUUUUUUCCA